Cyprinodon tularosa is the source of this 1074-nucleotide messenger RNA. RefSeq names its product WD repeat-containing protein 91-like. The coding region runs from base 163 to 1056 and encodes 297 amino acids. Lineage: Eukaryota; Metazoa; Chordata; Actinopteri; Cyprinodontiformes; Cyprinodontidae. Gene Ontology annotation, cellular component: early endosome membrane; extrinsic component of endosome membrane; late endosome membrane. The transcript has 7 exons. The record is from RefSeq and is a predicted model, not a curated record. Gene Ontology annotation, biological process: early endosome to late endosome transport. Gene Ontology annotation, molecular function: phosphatidylinositol 3-kinase regulator activity.
CGUGACUGCAUCAUGUGAUCAGGCGGAAAGAAACAGCAGGAGGAGGAUUCUUCUUCUUCUGUUCCUGGAUGCAGUUUCUGCUCUGAUUAGCAGCUCAGAACUGAAAUUCUACUUGUUCUGUUUCUGAGCGGAACCAGCAGCUGCUGCUGACGGAGCGCCAGGAUGGGCUCGGCGGUGGAACGGACGGACAAACACGUCAGAGAGUACCUGAUCUACAGAGGCUUCACCGGGACGCUCAAACAGCUGGACAGCGACAUCAAAGCUGACAAGGAGAAAGGUUUCCGGGUGGAUAAAAUCAUCGAUCAGCUGCAGCAGCUGGUGCAGAGCUGCGACCUGCCGGGUCUGAAGGAGUACUGGCUCUAUCUGGACCGCCGCCUGUUCUGCAGACUGGAGGAUGUCUACCGGCCCACUGUGAACAAGCUGAGGACCAGCCUGUACCGCUACUAUGUCAUCAACACCAUCCAGAAAGGGAACGUGGAGAAGACCCAGGAGUUCUUCCAGAAACAGGCGCUGGAGCUGCAGGCUCAGGCCGAGUGGCGCGACUGGUUCGUCCUGCCUUUCAUCCCGGCUCCUGAGCAGAACCCGGCCUUCGCCCCGUACUUCUCCCGGCAGUGGGCCGACACCUUCCUGGUCUCCCUGCACAACUUCCUGUCCGUCCUCUUCCAGUGUGUCCCUCAGCCCGUCCUGCUGAGCUUUGAUGCUGAAGUCCAGAAGAUGACCAGCCUGAUGGAGGAGAAUGAACAGCAGCGCCAGACGAUUUUUGCCCUGCAGACGGAGAGCAGGGAGCAGAAGGAUGGAGACCAGAUGGUCCAGCAUAAGCUGCCGCUGUAUGUCCAGAACAUGGACCGCCUGGGAGACACUGAGUUGGACUUGGUGUCGAGUCAGAGAUCCUCCAGCGCCUCCACCACCCCGUCCAGGAACUUCUUCUCCACAUUCCUGCCUCAAGGAAAACGCACUCCAGGGAAAGCAGCUCCUGUUACCCUGGGAUCCUCUCCAAGCCAGACAGCAGUGGGCAAAAAGGAGACCUCGCUCAGUCAGGUGGGGGGCGGGGCUUAAUUAUGAUGUCAACAAUUA